Messenger RNA from Dracunculus medinensis (Guinea worm), 1431 nucleotides. The record is from the annotation of a GenBank genome assembly. Lineage: Eukaryota; Metazoa; Nematoda; Chromadorea; Rhabditida; Dracunculidae.
AUGGAACAAAUGGAUUGUGAAGAUAUGUCAACUGCAAUUAUCAAUAAAACAAAUAUUUUAAAAGUAGCGAAGGAUUUCGUUGAUUUUCUAAAUCGAUCUGUCACUCCGUUCCAUGCUGUCAAUGAAUGUAAAAAAUACCUAAAAAACGCAAAUUUUCAAGAACUAAGUGAAUCUGACGUUUGGACUAUCGAACCUUUGAAGAAAUAUUUCGUCACUAAGAACAGUAGUACAAUAUUGGCAUUCGCCGUUGGAGGAAAAUAUCGCCCUGGCAAUGGUUAUUCAGUUACUGCUGCACAUACUGAUAGUCCAUCAUUGCGCUUGAAACCUACUUCAAAAUUGCAGAACGAUAAAUUCUUACAAAUUGGUGUUUCAACGUAUGGUGGAGGAUUAUGGCGCACAUGGUUUGAUCGCGAUCUCAGCGUAGCUGGUCUAGUUAUCAGAGAAAAGGAUGAUCGCAUUAUACGUGAAUUAGUCAAUAUAUCAAAGCCAAUCUUAUAUAUUCCCAGUCUUGCUAUACAUUUUUCAACUGGAUCAGAUAGAAAUAAAUUUGAACCAAAUGUAGAAACAAAUUUGCGACCAAUACUCGCUACUAUGAUCGCUGAGAAUAUUAAUAAGAAUGUUUAUAAUUACGAUCAAGCAAUUGACUGGGGAUAUACAACGAACGAUCAUCAUAUUUCGCUUCUUAAAUUGAUUGCGGAUGAAAUUGGUUGUAAGAUUGAAGAGAUUAUUGAUUUAGAUCUUUAUCUUUAUGAUCAUCAGCCAGCGGUUAUUGGUGGCAUUUAUAAUGAAUUUAUAAGUGGCCAACGUCUUGACAAUUUAGUUGGAACUUAUGCUUGCAUUUCUGGUUUACUUAUGAGUAUAGAUUCAUUGGUUAAUGAUGAAAAUAUUCGCAUUGCUGCAUGUUUCGAUAAUGAAGAGUGUGGAAGCAGAUCAGCGCAAGGAGCCGGUGGACAGUUUACUGAGUGGGUGUUGCGAAGGUUAGCAGCUGGUGGAUCUCCAGUUGCUUUCGAGGAAUCUAUUGCUAAAUCGAUGAUAAUGAGUUUCGAUCAAGCACACUGUUCCCACCCUAAUUAUGGUGAUAAACACGAAGAUAAACAUAGACCUGCAUUUCAUGAAGGUGUCGUUGUGAAAGUGAAUCAUGACCAGCGGUAUUCGACGACUCCCACCACUUUUGCAAUCUUGAAAAAAAUAUCUCGUAGCGCUAACAUCCCGUUGCAGAAUUAUGUAGUACGAAAUGAUAUGCCUUGUGGUUCGACGAUUGGCCCAAUACUUUCCUCCAAAUUAGGAAUUCAGUCUAUCGAUGUUGGUUGUGCACAAUUAGCCAUGCAUUCUAUUCGAGAAAUGACAUGUACUUCAAGCAUUUAUCACGCAGUUCAUUUAUGUUCGGCAUUUUAUAAAAAAUUGCCUUCUGUCUUAGCGUCACUGCAAUGA